CUACUCAACCCGGAUGUAAGAGAGAGAGAGAAGGAGAGAGAGAGGAGGAGGCGCUGCUUGGCCCAAAGAUCUGCUGUAUUCCCGCUAAUUGGAGUCAGCCAGGAUGCUGUAAAAUACAACAGCAACAAAACACAGCAAAACAUGUCGCAUUCAUCUCAGUGACCAGUGCUGACCACCAAGCAAACGGUUCAUCAUGAUGAACCGGGUACAGCCGGAGAAUGUGCACUCCACCAUCUUCACCCAGCGGGAGUACCAGGUGGAGCUGGUGGACGCCUGCCUGCGGGAGAACACCAUGACCGUCCUGGCCUCCCGCUCCACCCGCACCUUCCUCAUCACAAUGGUCACGCGGGAAAUGGCGCACCUCACACGCAGUGGGAGGCAGCGCACACUCAUCACUGGCUGGUCUGGGCCGGGGCUGGUGCGGGUAGGGGAGGCCAUCCAGCAAAACACAAACCUCGCCGUCACCACCUACACCGCCCUGGACCAGGUGGACAACUGGCCAGCCUCUCGGUGGGGCCAGUCCUUCAGGGAGGCUCAGGUGCUGAUCAUGACCAUUGAGGUGCUGGAGCGUGGCAUGAUGGCUGACGUCCUCCCAUUGGACAUGCUCAAUCUUCUGGUCAUUACUGACGCCCACCGCAUGGCCACCUGUCCCACAGUACAUAAGAUCCUGAGCAGCUGUGGUGGAUGUCGUAUUCUGGGCAUGACGUCCCCGGUGCUGAGCCAUGCCUGCUCACCUCCCCAGCUUGAGUCCUUCCUUAACCAUAUCCAGCAAGCUUCAUCUUGCAGGGUGGACACUGCUUCCGAGAUUGUCACUGUCCUGCGAUAUGUAAAUAAGCCUUUGGAAAAGAUAGUGAUGUGUCGGGACCCAAGCCAAGAAGAGCGGUCUGAGGUAGAGAUAGAGGUGCGUCAGCUAGUGGAUCAGGCUAUGAACUUCCUGGGGGAGCACCGCUAUGACCUGGUGGAGGUGUAUGGACCAGAGUACCAGGAGUUCUGUGAUGGCCUGCCUGAUCCCAACACUGAGCCCCGACAGAUACUCCUUGACUUUCUGGAUGUGCUCAAUAAUUUAGGGCUGUGGUGUGCUGACAGAGCAGCUUUGUAUGCAUUAGUUGAAGUGGAGAAGUUGAAGAAGAAGACUGCCUAUGAUCGUCACUACCUCCUGCUGUGUAUGAUCUUCACUGUCAUGGCUCGUAUAAGGGCUGUAGUGGAACAAGCAUUCGAUAAAUAUUCAGAAUUGGACCAAAUCUUGAAGUUUUCCACCCCCAAAGUUUUGCGCUUAGUUGAAGUCCUCCGUCAGGUUCGUCCUCUAAACUUUGUAGACCCUCGUAAGAGAAGAGACAAGACAGAAAACACCGAGAGCUUGAAGGGAGUAACUCAAGUAGAAGGAUCAGAGACUCUUGCUAUUGAGGCCACAGCUGACCCUGAACACUCUGAAGUGUCUGUGGUGCUGUCUAUAACUGAGGGAGCUGCAUCUCCAGAAGAUUCCCACACAGAUUGCAAAGAACAAGAUGAUAAUGAGGAGAAAGAAAAGAAAACACCUGAAGACUCACUCUGCCUCUCAGGUUCCUCUCAGAUUGGCAAGGAGGAGGAGGUCUCCACUGCAAAGAAUUGUGUGAAUGAUGCAGAACAAAUCAGUCAUGAAGGAAGUGAGAUUGGCACUAAAUCUGAUAUUGAAAUGUUAGACCAAAUAGUUCAUAAAACUGUUAAUAAGGAGAGUUUGUGCAAUGGUUGUGCUUUUGAGGAGGAUUCCUGUCUCCCUAACAUUAUGGACCUGGCCUCCCCUAGCAAGCCCUCCAGCAAGCAGUCAAAGAAAUGUGCAAAUACAGAAGCACCAAAGGCUGUGUCAGAAUGUCAGGCCAAUGGAUGGAGUUCUCAGGAUGUCAGUCUGGAUAUGUGUGACUGUUCAGGAAAGAGUGAAAAGGGAGUGAAUUCUAAGGAAAAAAGUGUCAACUGUCAACAUAGUGUGGCAGGAGAGUGUCUCCACAACGGAGAGGUGGAGGAGGAGUGUCAAGAGCCAAGCAAAGUACAAAUUCAUCCAGAUGUUACACAAAACUGUUGCAAUAUCUCUGAAUCUGUAGUCACUAAGAAAGCUGGAGAUGGAUCAACUUUAGAAGAGGAUUUAUGUAGGCUUAGUCUUAGGGAAUCCUCAUUUAGAACUGGCUGUGAACUUGAAAAUCCUAUAAACUGUGAUGUAAGCAAUGGAACUACGAGUGCCAAAAGCCACCUGCAUGAUGCUGCCAAGGUACACAAUAGUAUAAGUGCUCCUCUAUGCAAUGGAUACCAGAGUGGCAGUGAAGAGAGCUUGCCAUCCUUGAGAACCUCUGAAGGGUGUCCUGACAAUAAGCUUAGCAACCACAACAACCAAAAGGAGUCAGUAUCCUCCGUUCAGGGCGAGAAGGAGUACUGCCUGGAGCAGACACAUUCAGUACAAAGCAAUCUGUGUGAUGAGGAAGUCCAGCCCGACGAAAGAGUUCCCUUCACCAGUGCUCAUUCCACUACCUCUCAACCAGCCAGUAAAGUGGCUGACGUCCCAGCAACUCUUUCCGAGGUCACCACUGCCCACAGUGAGGCUGCUGAGGAUACAAGAGGUCACACUGAGGCUACAAGAGUCGCCACACACCAUAAGGAGGCAAAUGAAGCCACCACAGACCAUAAUGAGGCCAGUGAAGCCACCACAGACCCUAAUGAUGCCAGUGAAGCCACCACAGACCCUAAUGAUGCCAGUGAAGCCACCACAGACCCUAAUGAUGCCAGUGAAGCCACCACAGACCCUAAUGAUGCCAGUGAAGCCACCACAGACCCUAAUGAGGCCAGUGAAGCCACCACAGAUCCUACUGAGUCCUGUGAAGCUCCUAAAGACACUUCUAAAGAUAAUGAAGCCACCACAAGCCCUGCUGAAGUUAAUGAAUCCACUGGAAGCCCUACUGAGGCCAAUGAAGCCAAGCCACAGACUGCCACAAGUACUUCGGGUGAGCCCAGCAAAGAUGCAGACAACACUGUGUCUCCGGCGCCGGCCGUGUCAUCUGAGGCCGCAGCCAUGGCAGACACCCUGGCCCUGCUGCUCCCUGGGGGCGGCGGAGGCAAGGGUGGCAGGAAGCGGCGUGAUGAGGUCAAGGAGAAGGUCAAGGUGCACAACCCGGAUGACCCUGACUCAGUGUGUGGCCUCAUCUUUGUGCAUCACCGGAACAUUGCCAAGAUCAUCUACCGCCUCCUCAAGGAGCUGAGUGACAUUGGAGGAGACUUUGCCUGGAUCUUCCCCCAGUACACAGUGGAGGCUCGGGAGAAUGUGAAGGAUGACCCUCGUGCGGCUGAGGCUGAGCACAAGAAGCAGGAGGAGGUGUUGAGAAGGUUCCGUCAUCACGAGUGCAAUGUUCUGGUGUCCACACGGGUGCUGGAGGAAGGGAUUGAUGUGCCACAGUGCAACUUGGUCCUGCGAUUUGACCCUCCUCUGGACUAUCGUUCAUAUGUGCACAGCUGUGGUCGUGCCAGAGGCCAAGACACUUUCUAUUUCCACCUGGUAACCAAAGCUCAGGAGAAGGCUUUCCUGCGAGACAUGGCUACGUACUCAGCUUUCCAAAAGGUAUUGGUGAGUCGCUGCAGCAGCGUGGAGGUGGGCACAGACCAGGAGGUGGAUGCAGAGGAAGCCAAUGCAGCGUAUGCACCUUACCUGACCCCUGCCAAUGCCUCGGUCACCAUGGCCUCCUCCAUCAGUCUUCUCAACAAGUAUUGUGCCAAGCUGCCGAGUGACACCUUCACACGCCUCACUGCCAUGUGGGCGAUGGAUGAGAGGCAAGAGGAGGACCUUGUGCUGUACAGCUGUAGGAUCAUGCUGCCCAUCAACUCCCCUCUGAAGGGCACCAUCAAGGGUCCGUGGCAGCCCAAGGUUUCGCUGGCCAAGAUGGCGGCGGCGUUGGAGUGCUGUCGGCGGCUGCAUGAAGUGGGUGAGCUGGAUGACCAUUUACAGCCAGUGGGCAAGGAGAGCAUGCGUCUGGAUGACCACCUUUGCCCCCCACCCCCUGAUGACCAGGUGCCAGAGGGAAUGCCCCGCCCCGGCACUACCAAGCGCCGACAGUACUACUACAAAAAGGUUGCCAACUGCCUGACCGGGGAGCAGCCCAAGGAGGAGCUGCCACUGUUUGUGUACAAGCUGGGCAUGGUGCUCACCUGCCCCAUCCCUGACGAACAAAACACUCGGGGCCGUAAGAUUUAUCGCCCUGAAAAGUCAUCGCGUUCUUUUGGGAUUGUGACCACUAAGCCCAUUCCUCAGGUGAGUGGGUUUCCAGUCUUCACACGAUCUGGAGAGGUGAUGGUGCAGGUGGAGGAGGUAGGCACUAGAGAAAACUUCACCCAGGACCAGCUAGCAGCCCUGCAGUACUUCCACAAGUUCUCCUUUACUCAUGUUCUGCGAUUGGAGAAAUAUCCCAUCAAAUUUGACCCAACUAAUGCCAAGACAGCAUUCUAUAUCGUGCCACUCAACAAAUCUGAGGACACAGAUAGCAUUGAUUGGGAAUUUGUGAGGAAGAUCCAGGCGGAGGGUGAUCCAAGGCCUGUACCGCCCCUGGAGGAGGCUCGCCAGAAGUUUCAUUUCCAGCACAGCUUGUACGAGGAUGCUGUGGUGAUGCCGUGGUACAGGAACCAGGACCAGCCUCAGUACUUCUAUGUGGCUGAGAUCUGCACUCACCUUAACCCACAAAGCGACUUUCCUGAUGCUGGAUUUGAGACCUUUGAGAAGUAUUACCUCACCAAGUAUGGCUUGCAGAUCUGCAAUCUGAGUCAGCCAUUAUUGGAUGUUGACCACACCUCAGGUCGCCUCAACUUGCUCACCCCAAGACAUGUUAACAGGAAAGGAGUUGCUCUGCCAACUACCUCAGAGGAAACCAAGAGAGCCAAACGGGAAAAUUUACAACAGAAGCAGAUCCUGGUACCUGAACUGUGCACCAUUCACCCAUUCCCAGCCUCCCUGUGGCGUAAGGCUGUGUGCCUGCCCACCAUUCUGUACCGCAUCAAUGCUCUUCUCUUGGCAGACCAGCUCAGGAUCUGUGUGGCUCAAGAAGUUGGUCUGGGUCUGCAGACACUUGAUCCUGGCUUUUCAUGGCCACCCUUGGAUUUUGGUUGGAGCUUGGCUGAUGUGCUGAAGAAAAGCCAAAGCAACCAGGAAACACCUGAAGUAGACCCAAAGACCAAGGACACCAACACUACUUCACAGAAGACAUCCAAGAAAACAGAGCCAGUUGAAUCAGUAGAGUCCCCGUCUCCCAAGAAGAAGCCAGCCCGCAGCGGCUCUGACAUGGAGAUAGGCACGUGGUCCAACGACAUGGCAGUGGAUCCUCCAUCUCCACCCUUCACUGAAGAUGACCUUAAUGGAUCUGAUGAGUUUGAGAUUGAUACCUUCGAUCCUAAUGUUGCUCUGCCAGACAACCUGACACUGUUGGAUGGCUGCACUGGGGGAGAUGAUGAAGUAGAGGGAGAGCUUGGGGCUGACUGGGGCACUGGCCUGACAGAACGCCGCACCAAAGGUUCCUCCUCCAAGAGCAGUGCCGGGGGAGGAGAAAUCUUCCGCGUCGGUUCACCUUCCAACUUUGAGAUUGAUGGAUGGGAUAUGUUUGGAGGCUCAGGAGGGACAGGCUAUGGGGGCAAUUAUGGUGGAUAUGGAUCCUAUGAUGCCUAUGGUGGCUAUGGUGACUUUGAGGGUUUGGCAGAUGACCUGGAAGGCUGCGAAUCUGACGUUUCCUCGGACAUGGAUGAUGAUGACAAGAGCCAGGCUGACAAGCUGUGGGAAGAGGAGGCCACCAAGCGACGGGCCAAUACGGCCAUAGAUGAUGCUUCAUCUGAUGAGGAGGUGGAUCUGUGGUGGCCCCAGGAAGAAAAAGAGGUGUGUCUGGCCAAAGAGGAGGAGUUUCAGCAAUUACUGGAAGAAAAGCAGCAGGACUUGUUGCUAGGACCUACCUAUCUUUCUGAAAGUACCCCUUUGGUGGUGGAGAAGGCACACCGAAGGCUGGCUGUAGAACAAAACGCUACUGCAUCUAUAGAGAAGGAGAGUGUAACUGUGGGAAAAGCUACAAUACAAGGCUGUGAAAUGCUAUCUUCAAAGUGCUGUGAUAAUGCUCAACAAUCUACCUCACCUAAAACUGCGAUUGUGAACCGCACUGAAACACUCUCUCUCACAGAGUUUGACAAAGGUGCUGAGGUUCCUCCGUGGAGGAACUCCCCUGACGAGUUAUCCUUUAGCUUUGACUACCAGCCAGACCUCUUGCAUCACCCAGGACCACCGCCCAGUGUUAUCCUCCAGGCACUCACCAUGUCCAAUGCUAACGACGGCGUUAAUCUGGAGCGUCUGGAGACCAUUGGAGACUCCUUCCUCAAGUAUGCCAUCACUACUUUCCUGUACUGCACUUAUCCUCUUCGUCACGAAGGCAAGCUGAGCUACCUGCGCUCCAAGCAGGUCAGCAACUUGAACCUUUACCGCCUUGGGAAACGCAAGGGUUUAGGAGAAUGCAUGGUGGCCACAAAGUUUGAGCCACAUGACAACUGGCUGCCUCCUGGCUACUUUGUUCCCCGAGAGCUGGAGGAAGCACUGAUUGACUCCGGCGUUCCUGCAGGCCACUGGAACAUGGCAGAUCUGCCGGGACUGCAUGACCUGGCCAGUGAUGAGAUCCGCCGGUUGGUGCAGGAGCGCUCUGAGCAGAUAAAGCGCAGCAAGUCAGAACAGGUGACCAGUGACUUGAUGGCUACACAAAACCCUCAUGACCUGCCCAUUUUUAUCCCCUACAAUUUACUAACUCAACACAGCAUCCCGGACAAGAGUAUUGCUGAUUGUGUUGAGGCUUUGAUUGGGGCAUACCUCACCACUUGUGGGCCUCGUGGUGCUCUGCUUUUCAUGUCUUGGCUCGGCAUAAAAGUGUUGCCUUGCAAGUACCAGGAGCAAGAAGAUUCUGCCAUCUCAGCACCUCAGAUCACCUACGGUCACCUUGAGCCUCCACAGUCACCUCUCCACCAGUGCCCCAUCUCUGCCACAGACCUGCAGCUGGAUCUUCUCCUCAGUGGCUACAUGGUGUUUGAGGAAAAGAUUGGCUAUACUUUCCGAGACCGGUCCUACUUGCUUCAGGCUUUCACUCAUGCCUCUUACUACAGGAACCGCCUCACUGACUGUUACCAGCGCCUGGAAUUCCUUGGAGAUGCUGUGUUAGAUUAUCUGAUAACCCGCCACUUGUAUGAGGACAAGAGGCAGCACUCUCCUGGGGCCUUGACUGACCUGAGAUCUGCGCUGGUUAACAACACCAUCUUUGCCUCGCUUGCUGUCAAGUAUGACUUCCAUAAGUACUUCAGACACUUUUCUCCUGGUCUGGACCGUGUUGUGAGGGACUUUGUCAAGAUGCAGGAAGAAAAUGGUCACAAGAUCAAUGAGGAGUACUACUUCAUGGAGGAAGAUGAGUGUGAGGCAGCAGAAGACAUUGAGGUGCCAAAAGCUCUUGGAGAUGUGUUUGAAAGUGUGGCUGGGGCCAUCUUUCUUGACUCUGGGGGCUCCCUGGAUGCUGUGUGGUCAGUCUACUAUACCAUGAUGUGCCGGGAGAUAGAGCAGUUUAGCGGCGUGGUUCCCAAGUCGCCCAUCAGAGAACUGUUGGAAAUGGAGCCCGAGACGGCCAAGUUUGGAAAGCCAGAGCGCCUGGUGGAUGGUAAGGUAAGAGUGUCUGUGGAGAUUUUUGGGAAGGGGUCGUUCUCAGGUGUGGGACGCAACUACCGCAUUGCCAAGUCUACGGCGGCCAAGCGUGCUCUGCGCCACCUCAAGAAGCUGCAGAUGAUGGCCAACCAAGGCAUGUGAAGGAAGGAACCUUCCUAAUGAAGUUCAAAAGUUGCUUAAUGUGGCAGCCCAGUGUUUGAUACUGUUUCCAGUGACUCAAAGCUUAGUGAAUACCAACACUACCAUUAGCUUUUUAUAUCUUUAUAAGGAAAUGUGUGUGUGUGUGUGUGUGUGUGUGUGUGUGUGUGUGUGUGUGUGUGUGUGUGUGUGUGUGUGUGUGUGUGUGUGUGUGUGUGUGUGUGUGUGUGUGUGUGUGUGUGUGUGUGUGUGUGUGUGUGUGUGUGUGUGUGUGUGUGUGUGUGUAGAAUUUGUAUUUGCAGAAUUGCUGGGAAAUGUGGCAGUGGUCAUGAUAUUGUUGUUUUCUUAUUGUUUAUAUAUAUUUUUUUGUUUUAUCAUGACUUUAAAUAUUUUAAUUGGAUUAGUAUUCAGUAUUAGUUGUAGGUAACAGAUUCUAUAUCACAUUGAGUCAAUGUAUGAAUAUCCAAAGAGUACAAAAAGCAUAACGUGCUGGUGAGGAUUCUGCACAGGAUGUGCAAACAGUGCCACAGUAAAGUGCAAUUGUAAUUUGCUUAAUCAUUUAUAUUAUGCCUCAGUUUUUCAUUAUUUGCUUCUUUGUGUGGGUACAAAAGCAGAACCAAUUUUCAGAACAUUUAGGCUGAGGCACACCAACCCACAGCCAUGUCCUUGGUGCAUUAAUGACUAUCUAGAUAAAACCAUCUUAGCCCACAGCAAAACCCAGAAAUGUUCUAUUUACUUAACAUGGACAAUGGUGUAGUGGGCCACACUAAUACCAGGAAUAACUGUAGUACUUUGUUGUAACUUCCUGGAGGGAUGAGAUGGGAGUGUCCAUCCUCCCUCGAAUCACUAAGACUGGUGAUAAUUGAAGGAGGCAGGAUUGAAUGGGUGGAAGCUGGAGGUAAUCAGCACAGAACCUGUUGUCACUGUAGGUUUGAAGCUCCAUCAGGAGGUAUGUCAGCUGUGUGGCACCUUGCACCCCUCCUGACCCACUAUCACACCUGUGCCGCCAUUUUGCUGUGAUGAUUUACCUGACACUUAAGUUCAAAUUUAAGUCUGAUGUUUUAGUAUUGACAUACUGCUUGGUAUUUUAUGUGCAAAACUGUUUAUUGUUAAAUUAAAAUCAGUUUAAUUAAGUAUCACAAGCUAACCAUAAAUAUUAAGUUAAUAUAUACAGCCUAAAUUUUAAGUUGUUUCAUAGUAAGCAACAAAAACUGCCAUGGUUUAGAUUAUAAUUGAGGUGGCCCAUGUUUGAGGGAGCUCACAGACAAAGUCAUCAAGAAAAGGAGCUUUGACCUUUGAGACUCUAGGCUGUGAUGCACCCUCUGGCACGGGACACCUUGUACUGCAUAUACCUGGAGUUAUUCAUAUUUAGCAUUGGAAACAUGUGGUGUCCUAAGCUGCAGCUAACACUUGGGUACUGAACUCCACUCUCCUUGCUGCAUCCUCUCAUCCUCCACCUGUGCUCCACCCUUGAGGUCUGUGUUGUCAUGGAUCUAGUGGUCAUCUACCUCUGCUUUAGUCUGUAUCUUACAAGCUGAUUAUGUAAGUGAGUGUAUGAAUCAUUACAACAUGCAGGGAGAUGGUAUUCAGUGGUUGUUGUUUUAAGUACUAAUGAGAUUUAUGGCACCAUAUGUUGACCAGGAAGUAGUUUUACCUGAGUAUCACUUAAGUAUUCAUACCUACUUUGUUUUCUUCACUACUACUACUGUUUUGUUGUUUGAUUAAGGGAAAUGUGUAUGCAUGUAGUAUGUUGGACUGGAUUCUUAAGUUGUCUGUCCCAACCUUGACAUUGGGUGCAGCUGAAAAAGUCUCUAUUCACUCAUUAUCCCCAUUGCACUACUCACUUAACUGAAAGUGUUUUUUACUUGCUAUGCACUUUUUUUAUUAUUAUUAUUAUUGUUUGUUUGUUUGUUUGUUUGUUUUUUUCAUUAUUAUUUUUUUAUGCAUGUAGCAAUUUGGGUGGCAUCUACUAAAAGCAGAACAUAGGAUUGCAAUGAUUCUUGUGUCUUACAGGUAUACUAAAGAAUGUUUUGCUCAGCAGCCCUUUUUCUUUAAUUAUCAUGUCAACUUUAUUUCUUUAUAGCUUCAUGCUACCUCAAAAUAUGCUUAUGAUGACUGACUUUUUAAGGAAAAAACAGUAAACUCUCAGUUUUCAGAAUGUAUUUGUUAUAAGAAUCUGGGAAAUACUUGAUUGUGUAUUCUCAUCAUAAUAAGCUGAUGUGCAAUAGAAGAAUAUCAAAGUGUUAUCUCACACUGAAACAAAGGAGAUAGUUUACAACCACAACAACGUUACCAUACAAGUGACAGUUGCUGAAGGUAAAGUUUAAGAUGCCAGAACAGUGCCAGUGCCACUGAAAUAGGUUGGCCAGUGUGAACCUUUGAGCCUUCAAAUGUGUUAAAAGAUAAUAUCAAUUCCUGUUUUCAGCUCAGAAAUGAGGAUAUAAAAAGAAUUGUCUAAACCUGCCCAUGUUUAUUAGGGCAAUGUUCAGCAUCUGUGCUGGCAGUGCUGUGCAUUGCACACUGCUUGCAAUGAUAUGACUAUGACAGAUCUCUGCUCUCUGUGUAACUUUCAAAUUGAAAAAGAAAAACUAUAAUAAUAUUUUCUUCAUUGUGUCUGCUGAUAAAUGUGGACGAUGAAGAGAAGUUUUGUUCACAUUCUCCAUUUGUGAUAAGAAGGCUGAUAGAGGUGUUUGUUUUUACAAAGGUAUUCAGUGUCAUGGUAUAUAAUAAUAUAAGCACAUGAAGUGCUGCUUAAUAAGGAUCAGCCAGAUCUCUUCAAGAACCAUUUAGCUGUGAGUGUUGCCCAAAAUCACCAGAUUUUGAGGAAGCAAUGAGAAAUUAGCCCAAGCAUUCCAGACAUUUAAUUGAUUUAUAAAUUUUAUUUAUCUAUUGUGCAUUAUGAUAGAAGGAAAGAGCAUUCAUCCAGGUUAUCAGAUAUAUGGGUCAUAAGAAGGUGUAAAUAUUGAUGAUAUUGGAAUACCUUUAUAACAAGCAAGGGAAUGAGACAUUUAGCAGCUGAUUGCCUACCUCUAAAUAUUCAACAGCUGGUUGCUUACAUGUACACAAUCAGCAGCUGGUUGCCUACAUGUAAGCAGUCAACAGCUGGUGGAAAAACUGCCAUCAUGAAAGCUGUGCAUGACCUUCAUAGACUUGAUCACCUUGGUGCUCCUCAGUGCCUUCUGUGUAAGUCAUGGCACCACCUUGGUAUUGCUUGCAUGGUUCUACUUGCUGCUCAUUCACUAACUUUUAAUUGCCUCAGCAACCUGCUAAUUGUUGUUUUAAGACGCACUACUACAAUGGUGGAAUAUGGUUAAUAUUGAGCAUACAAAACUUGUUUAUUGAUAGUGACAUAUGUGUAAAUCAGUUUUAGAUUAUUGAAGUAAGUAGUACACAGCUUUAUUCGUUAAAUUAUGAAGUUUUACACUGAACAGAUUGAGUUUAAUGUCUUAAAUGAAAGUAGCUUUUUUUCAUUGCUAAGAAAGUGUUUGUGUACUGAAAUGUUCACUCCUCAUAAUGUGUUCAACAUCAGCAGUCUGUUGACAAUCAUGUUUGUGUGAUGCUCACCGUACAUGAUAUACAUCUUAACUAUAUCUUCAGAGUACAAAAUAAUUUGCAACAAAAAGUGUCGUAAAAGGUUAAUUGUUUUGUCCAUAGCUUAUCACCAUGAAUAUUUGGUGAAAGUUAUCUAUUAUAUAAAUAAACUGGCAAUUGGGAGUUUACUGUUCAUCUCUCUCACACUAUUUGUUAUUAAAAUGCAGUUUUUAUCAAAAUACUUUGAGGGACAUGUAUUUUAUUGAAAGUGAUAGAUGAAGCAUUUUUAGGUCAGUUUUAUGUUUUGUAUAGGAGUAAUUUUGUAAGACCCUGAAUCAUGACACAAGUGGUAAGGAAACCCUUACUUUUACUCAUUUUGUGCAUGUGCCAUCCAUAAAUGACCAAGUUUACUAAAAAAAGAACUGCAAAGGGAAAAUUGAAAGGCAUGUGUAUGUUAGGGUUGCCUGUUAAUUGUAUAAAUUUUGUUCUGCAGUUUGCCAUGCAUGCUUGUAAAAUUCAGUGGAUUGGCCAAGUUUUCUGGAUGAAUGUGGAUGUUGUCUGUAAACUUGGAUCUUUGGAUAUGAAUUCUCCUAGUCAAAAUAUGAUCCAAGUUGUGUUGUGAACAAGGGCUUAGAUAGGUACAAGGUGAAGUUAGGUAAGCCAUUUUUACCAGUGCCAUUGCAGGAUGUUUGAGCUAGGUGUGAGUGCCUCCCUGCUUACUGCAUGGGAGGCAUUCGCAGCUAGCAGCCUCUCAUGUGAUCAUUUCCUGCACUGGUGCUCAUCCAUUUAAUAAUAAGUGACUUUUGUAAGUUUGUGAAAAAAAUUAGCUUUGCUUAGCUAUAGACAUAUGGAAGAUGCCACGCUGAGGAUGUCACCCUCUCUCUCUUGGUGCUGGGAUAUCUUGGCAUUUGUAAUUGAAGCAGAUGUCUAGUUAGCAAGUCAAGUUGAGAAAUUGUGUAGUGUCUCUCCUCAGUGAGGUAACAAGGAGCACUGACUGACAAGGAGAUGAAGCCUGGCAUCCAUGCCAUCAGAGGAAACAGAGCUUUUCCAGCAUACCUCUGUGGUAGGGAGACUUGGCUUCAAAACUCGGCUUCAGUUUAGCUUCAGUGUUGUCAGCAUUAGGGGUCAUGUGUGUUAAUGUUAAGUGAUCUCAGUGUGCUGAUGUGUUUUUCAUAUUUUGUAGACUAAGGCUUCAACUUUGUAAGAAAAACAUCCAUGUAAUUUAUAGCUAGAAACCUCACUGUUGACAAGUGGCACCUGCUUGAUAGAGGCUCACUCAGACAUUUAUCUAUUGAUGGAUUAGUAAGCAUUUUAUUGGAAUUAAUGACAAAUUCACGUUUAUAAUUCAAAAUAUAGUACAUUUAAGAUCUCUCAGAUAAGAUUAAUUGGUUCCAAUUAUACAAAAUGAGCAACACAGAUUGAAUUAAAAUCCCUAAUUAUUUCAGAACAUGGCUACAGAUUUGAUCAAUUUUGUGCCACUUCAACUUAAGAUUUUUUGAGUUCCACACCUCUUGUCCCUUUUGGUGCAAAUUUAGUUUUUUCUUGUGUGGCAGUGUUUCCCAAUAGUUAUUUGGGUACAAUUAAUAUUUUGAUUAAAUAAAAAAAAAGUAAGUUUUGAGUGUGUAUUCAUUGCAUAUUGGAGUGCACCAUGUCAUCAUGUAAUCGUUUUGUUAAUAGCCUAAAACAGAUUCUAAUUAUGAGUUGGCAAACAUUAGCAACAGAUUCUAAUUAUGAGUUGGCAAACAUUAGCUUGAAUGUAUCAGAAACCUGAUUUAAUUAUCCCAUAAGUUUACAAAGACUGCCAGCUUUGUUACCAAUUACCAUACGAUGGUUGUAACGAGUUUGAGAUUUACAUCAUGAUCUCUGCAUGAAAAAUUCAGAGAAAUUACCUUUUAAUUUUACUGACUUGUAUGUACACAUGCAUUAUGAAUAUAAGUCAAUAAGAUAAAGUUAAGUUGGAAUGUCCUUGAAGCUUCAAUUUGGUUGCACACAUUUGUAUUUGCAGGAACAGAGCAUUUUUCAUGCAGAAUGCCACUUGAUCACAAAUUCUGUAUGUAGGUUGAAUCUGUCUUGUCUUAUGAGGAGUAAUUCAAUUUCAUAAAUCUGCUCAACAUGACUUGUCAGCCAUAACUAAUCAAGUCACACCUGAAAGGGACUUAUGCACCAAGUUUUGUUUAGUCUUUAUUUAUGUCACAGCAUAUGUAAGUUUUAAUCCUGGCACAAAAUAAAACUUGACAUAAC
Molecule: messenger RNA, 13585 nt
Organism: Portunus trituberculatus (swimming crab)
Lineage: Eukaryota; Metazoa; Arthropoda; Malacostraca; Decapoda; Portunidae
Gene: Dcr-1
Product: endoribonuclease Dcr-1-like
Exons: 23
Coding region: 194-7816 (2540 amino acids)
Biological process (GO): pre-miRNA processing; apoptotic DNA fragmentation; rRNA processing
Cellular component (GO): cytoplasm; nucleus; RISC complex
Molecular function (GO): protein binding; deoxyribonuclease I activity; RNA binding
Source: RefSeq, a predicted model, not a curated record